This is a messenger RNA of Lasiodiplodia theobromae, 1158 nucleotides long. Its product is annotated as Mitochondrial folate transporter carrier protein. Gene Ontology annotation, cellular component: mitochondrion. Gene Ontology annotation, molecular function: pyrimidine nucleotide transmembrane transporter activity. Gene Ontology annotation, biological process: pyrimidine nucleotide import into mitochondrion. The transcript is spliced from 2 exons. NCBI's taxonomy places the organism in Eukaryota, Fungi, Ascomycota, Dothideomycetes, Botryosphaeriales, Botryosphaeriaceae. The record is from RefSeq and is a predicted model, not a curated record. The coding region runs from base 1 to 1158 and encodes 385 amino acids.
AUGACGACUCCAACUUCCACCGCGCCAGCGACCACCACCGCCCACAAUGGCCGCACGAUGCCGAAAAGCGUGGCCGCCUAUUUCGCCCGCCUACCGCCUUCAUCCAUCAACAGCUUCUGCGGCGCCAUGGCUGGCGUAGCUUCUGGCAUCGUAACCUGUCCGCUCGACGUCAUCAAGACGAAGCUGCAAGCACAGGGGGCUUUCCGCCGCCCGAACAACGGCGCAAAACUCUCUCCCUCGAAAGCACUAUAUCACGGCCUCUUCGGAACAGCGAGAGUCAUUUGGCGUGAGGAUGGCGUGCGUGGCAUGUAUCGAGGUCUCGGGCCCAUGCUGCUCGGCUACCUCCCAACAUGGGCUGUGUAUAUGAGCGUAUACGAAGGGUCCAAAGACCUCUACUACAACAACAUAGACAACAAGUGGGUCGCCCGCAUCUGCGCGUCCAUCACAGCCGGUGCCUGCUCCACCAUAACAACAAACCCCAUAUGGGUCAUCAAGACCCGCCUAAUGUCGCAGGUCAGUUCACGCGCUUCUGAGGAUGUGCGGCCUCCUUGGCACUACAAAGGGACUCUCGAUGCGGCUCGCAAGAUGUACCGUACCGAGGGCAUUCUGGCUUUCUACUCUGGUCUGGGACCGGCUUUGCUUGGAUUGACACACGUUGCGAUCCAAUUUCCUUUAUACGAAUACUUCAAGACACAGUUCACAGGACUGGAGAUGGGCCAGAAUACAGCUGGCGAGAGCGACACCCAUACUGUUGGCAUUUUGGCCGCCACUUUCCUCAGUAAGAUCUGUGCGACAUCUGCAACAUACCCACACGAGGUCCUCAGAACACGUCUGCAGACACAGCAGCGCACCCUACCAUCACACUCACACGAAGAAAUCACCUUCAGAGGCGCGCUGGAUGCGCACAAUGUCAAAAGACAUCCGCAAGGAGCCGCGUCGUCCGACGGCAUGGUUAACAUACCCCGGUACCGCGGCCUCAUAAAGACGUGCAAAACAAUUCUCCGGGAGGAGGGUUGGCAGGCAUUUUACAACGGCAUGGGAACAAACAUGGUCCGUGCUGUCCCAGCAGCAAUGACCACAAUGUUGACGUUCGAGAUGUUGAAGAAAGCAUGCUAUGAGCUGCAGAAAGCAGGCUCGGCGUCAUUAGACGAGGAUUGA